Messenger RNA from Pelagomonas calceolata, 807 nucleotides. The record is from the annotation of a GenBank genome assembly. Lineage: Eukaryota; Pelagophyceae; Pelagomonadales; Pelagomonadaceae.
UGUCUGUGGUCUUUACUCCGGCGGUCCGGGCGCCGCUUUCGGAGGAUUUGCGCGGAUGAAGGCGAGCGCGUCCGCGACGACGCGCGCCGCCGUGUCCGACGCGUUUUCCUCCCCUUGGAUGGAGACGCGCACGUCGCACUGCUCGUAGAACUCCCGCCUCUUCUCGAGCGUCGCGGAGAGCGUGGCGCCGACGUCGCCCUGCUGCAGGAGCGGCCGCUUGCCGGCCUCGUCGCCGCUCGACAGCCGCGCUGUGAGCGUCUCGACGUCCGGGUCGAGCCAGACCACGAUGCCCUGGCGCAGCGACGCCCAGUUCUGUUGCCUUGUCACCACGCCUCCCCCCGUCGCCACGACGAGCCGCACGUAGGCGGCCACCUGCUCCAUGAUCGACCCCUCGAGCUCGCGGAAGGCCGCCUCCCCGUCCUUUUCGAAGAUGUCCGCGACCGUCCUUUUCGUCGCUGCUUCGAGUGUUGCGUCUGUGUCGAGGAAUGUGUAGGACCCGAGCUGCCGGCUCACGAGUUCGCCGACGCUCGUCUUGCCCGAGCCCAUCAUGCCGAUCAAGUAGAGGUUCACGUUCUGCAAGGCCUCGGCGAGUUCGCGGCCUGCUGUCGUCGUCCGCGACUCCGGCUCGGCGGCGCUGCUUCUCCGUAUAAGCUGGCUCGGUCGCUGCACGCCUCGUCUCGGGCCCGUGAAGGCGCUCGCUGUCGCGAGGCCGAGGAGGAGCUGCAGUGCUUUAGGCAUUGGUCCUGUUGUACGGCGUCUCUGGCUGUCGCGCAGCUCUUACACGAGCUGCAACUCCACGGCUCUCUC